Salmo salar (Atlantic salmon) is the source of this 1726-nucleotide messenger RNA. NCBI's taxonomy places the organism in Eukaryota, Metazoa, Chordata, Actinopteri, Salmoniformes, Salmonidae. The record is from RefSeq and is a predicted model, not a curated record.
CCUGUCACCAUCUUGGACAUCGGUCCAAACGAUUAGCCAAACAAGGGAAGUUCGCAAUGUAAGCCCCUCAGCCCUCGUUUUUGAUUGAGUUUGCGAGUGUACAAUUAUGUUCACGUCGGGGCCUGAAACGCCCCAUAUUUUAAUUCCCAAUGAUUGUACAUCCACUAAGAAAAGUCAGCUGAAACUUAAAACCUCAUCGUCAAUAUGGAUAAGUCAACAUACAAGUAUUCAUGCCAUUAUUAUAUCCCACGUGGAGAUCCCUUCUCCAUCCCUCUGAAUUCCAAUGACUUGAGUUCGAAAGAAUUAACCUGGAAACACAAUGAUAAAGUUAUCUUAAAAAGAAAGAAUGGAAAGUUCAAACCAGGCAAGUCUGAGGACAUCUCCAAUGAUGGGUCUCUUCAGCUCAAAGACCUGAAGUUGGCAGAUAAAGGUACUUAUAAAGCAGAGGUGUUCAACAGCGAUGGGACAAUUGUCACUGAGAAGUCCUUCAUACUGUGUGUGAUGGAAAAGGUCUCCAAGCCCUCAGUGAAAAUAACCUGUUCUAAUAAGGACAUCAUCUUUACCUGUACCUUGACCAACAUUGAGGGAGUGACUUUCCAGUGGAACCAGAACGGAAAUCCCAUAGAUAAGAAAACAGAGCCAAAUUUGACCAUCCCUCUGAAACCACAGAAAAAGCCAGACACCUUCACCUGCUCUGCAGUCAACAAGGUCAGCAAGGAGACAAGUGACGCCAUCAAGCCAAUAUGCAACGCUGUCUCAGACUCAGGAGGUCAUGGUUUACUGUUUGGUUUUGAUUUCUUGACCAUGGUGUGCAUCCUGGCCGGGGGAGGGGGCUUGGUACUCCUCCUCAUCAUCAUCACCUUGGUGUGCUGCUUCCGCAGCCGACGCAAGAGCCAGAUGCGCUUUGAAGAGGAAAGAGAGUUGAGACUAGACCCCCUGACCAAGGCCCAGCAUCCUUACCAACAAGCAGGCCAGACAAAGCAUCCUUCAGACCCAGAGGAGCAGAAGCAAAGGCAGAGACCCCCCGGUGGGGCCCCACCUGGUUCCACGGGCCCCAGGCCCAAUGCCAGAGCCUCCAGCCAGGCCGCACCUCAACCCAGAGCCCAGGCUCGAGGGAGGCCUCCACAGACACCAAUGGAUGACGAUGAGGAGCAGCCCCCACCGCUACCCCAGCCCAGGAAGAAAGGCCCUCACCCCCCCAGGCAAUGAGUCUGGAAACAGGUUUAGCCUAUAUACGUUUUGAUCCAAGGAAAGAAGUUCCAGCAGUCUACAUGUUGAAAAUUAUGUUAUCUAAAGGAUAGAAAAGGAAGGAAAAAAUCCCCAGUGUUCUAUUUUACAAAUGAAUGUAGAUUAUUUUACACUCAUUUUUAUAUAAAUUAUGUUUCAUUGCUUUUAUGUGUUGAGUGUUUAGCGAAAUCAUCCAUAGUGUUUAGCGAAAUCAUCCAUCAUCCCUGUGGUUCAGUUGGUAGAGCAUGGUGUUUGCAAUGCCAGCAUGGUGUGUGCAAUGCCAGGGUUGUGGGUUUGAUUCCCACGGGGGCCAGUACAAAAAAGAAAUAUUUAAAAAAAAAUGCAUGAAAUGUAUGUAUUUACUACUGUAAGUUGCUCUGGAUAAGAGUGUCUGCUAAAUGACUAAAAUGUAGUUUGUAGCAUAUCUAUCCACCUCCUAUUGAAGUAGUGACCUUAACUUGAUGUCUGUGUGGUUGUCAAUAAAAAUGAAAGAAUUACA